AACUCGGUUUUUGAGCCCGUUACAGUUGGAGCUACAAGGAGAGAAACAGAGGAAAGGACCGCAGGAGGGAGUUGGAGGCCGUGGACACCUUUUUGCUCCAUGUGUAGGAUUUUCAUUGCAGAGUGACAUAAGAGGAGAAGUUUUCCAGAGCUAUGGGGACUUCCCAUCGGACGUUCCUGGUCUUAGGCUGUCUCCUCACAGGGCCGGGCCUCAUCCUCUGCCAGCUUUCAGUUCCCUCUAUGCUUCCAAACGAAAAUGAAAAGGUUGUGCAGCUGAAUUCGUCCUUUGCUCUGAGAUGCUUUGGGGAGAGUGAAGUGAGCUGGCAGUACCCCAUGUCUGAAGACGACAACCCUAACGUGGAAAUCAGAAACGAGGAAAACAACAGUGGCCUGUUUGUGACCGUGCUGGAAGUGGUCAACGCCUCGGCAGCCCACACUGGCUUCUACACUUGCUACUACAACCACACUCAGACGGAGGAGAACGAGCUGGAAGGCAGGCGCAUUUACAUCUAUGUGCCGGACCCGGAUGUAGCGUUUGUACCUCUGGGAAUGACAGAUUAUUUAGUCAUCGCGGACGAUGACGAUUCUGCCGUCAUACCUUGUCGCACGACUGAUCCUGAGACGCCCGUGACCUUGCGUAACAGUGACGGGGUGGUACCUGCCUUCUAUGACAGCAGACAGGGCUUUAACGGGACCUUCACUGUCGGGCCCUAUAUCUGUGAGGCCACUGUCAAAGGAAAGAAGUUCCAGACCAUUCCAUUUAAUGUUUAUGCUUUAAAAGCAACAUCAGAACUUGAUCUAGAAAUGGAAGCUCUUAAAACCGUGUAUAAGUCAGGGGAGACAAUCGUGGUCACCUGUGCUGUCUUUAACAACGAGGUGGUUGACCUUCAGUGGACGUACCCUGGCGUGGUGAAAGGCAAAGGCGUCACCAUGCUGGAGGAGAUCAAAGUCCCGAUCAUCAAGUUGGUGUACACGUUGACCGUCCCCGAGGCCACGGUGAAAGACAGUGGAGACUACGAAUGUGCGGCUCGUCAGGCUACCAGGGAGGUCAAAGAGAUGAAGAAAGUCACUAUUUCCGUGCAUGAGAAAGGGUUCAUUGAAAUCAAACCCACCUUCAACCAGUUGGAAGCCGUCAACCUGCAUGAAGUCAAGCACUUUGUGGUGGACGUGCGGGCCUACCCUCCACCCAGGAUAUCCUGGCUGAAGGACAACCUGACUCUGAUCGAAAAUCUCACCGAGAUCACCACUGACGUGGAAAAGAUUCAGGAAAUAAGGUAUCGAAGCAAGUUAAAGCUGAUCCGCGCUAAGGAAGAAGACAGUGGCCACUACACUAUUGUAGUGCAGAACGAAGAUGACGUGAAGAGCUAUACGUUUGAACUGCUGACUCAAGUGCCCUCGUCCAUCCUGGACUUGGUCGAUGACCACCACGGCGCGACCGGGGGACAGACCGUGAGGUGCAUGGCCGAAGGCACACCCCUGCCCGAUAUCGAGUGGAUGAUCUGCAAGGACAUUAAGAAAUGCAAUAAUGAAACUUCGUGGACGGUUUUGGCCAACAACGUCUCGAACAUCAACACGGAGCUCCACCCCCGAGGCAGGAGCACUGUGGAGGGCCGUUUGACAUUCGCCAAGGUGGAGGAGACCAUUGCAGUUCGCUGUCUGGCCAAGAACCUCCUCGGGGCAGAGAGCCGGGAGCUGAAGCUGGUGGCGCCCACCUUGCGUUCUGAACUCACGGUGGCAGCCGCGGUUCUGGUGCUGUUGGUGAUUGUGAUCAUCUCACUUAUUGUCCUGGUCGUCAUUUGGAAACAGAAACCGAGGUAUGAAAUUCGCUGGAGGGUCAUCGAAUCGAUCAGCCCCGAUGGACAUGAAUACAUUUAUGUGGACCCGAUGCAGCUGCCUUACGACUCGAGAUGGGAGUUUCCGAGAGAUGGACUCGUGCUUGGUCGUGUCUUGGGAUCUGGGGCAUUUGGGAAAGUGGUCGAAGGAACAGCCUACGGAUUAAGCCGGUCCCAGCCUGUCAUGAAAGUAGCCGUGAAGAUGCUGAAACCCACGGCCAGAUCCAGUGAGAAACAAGCUCUCAUGUCUGAACUGAAGAUCAUGACUCACCUGGGGCCACAUUUAAACAUCGUGAACUUGCUGGGGGCCUGUACCAAGUCAGGCCCCAUUUACAUCAUCACUGAGUACUGCUUCUACGGAGAUCUUGUCAACUAUCUGCAUAAGAACAGGGACAGCUUCCUAAGCCACCACCCAGAGAAGCCAAAGAAAGAGCUGGACAUCUUCGGAUUGAACCCUGCGGACGAAAGCACACGGAGCUAUGUCAUUUUAUCCUUUGAAAACAACGGUGACUACAUGGACAUGAAGCAAGCCGACACCACCCAGUAUGUUCCUAUGCUGGAAAGGAAGGAGGUGUCCAAGUAUUCAGACAUCCAGAGAUCACUGUAUGAUCGUCCAGCCUCAUAUAAGAAGAAAGCUAUGUUAGACUCGGAAGUCAAAAACCUCCUUUCAGACGAUAACUCCGAAGGCCUUACUCUGUUGGAUUUGUUGAGCUUUACCUAUCAAGUGGCCCGAGGAAUGGAGUUUUUGGCUUCAAAAAAUUGUGUCCACCGGGACCUGGCUGCUCGAAAUGUCCUCCUGGCGCAAGGGAAAAUCGUGAAGAUCUGUGACUUUGGCCUGGCCAGAGACAUCAUGCACGAUUCGAACUACGUGUCAAAAGGCAGCACCUUCCUGCCCGUGAAGUGGAUGGCUCCCGAGAGCAUCUUCGACAACCUCUACACCACGCUGAGCGACGUCUGGUCUUACGGCAUUCUGCUCUGGGAGAUCUUCUCCCUCGGCGGCACACCUUACCCUGGCAUGAUGGUGGAUUCUACUUUCUACAAUAAGAUCAAGAGUGGGUACCGGAUGGCCAAGCCCGACCACGCCACCAGUGAAGUCUAUGAGAUCAUGGUGAAGUGCUGGAACAGUGAGCCGGAGAAGAGACCCUCCUUUUACCACCUGAGUGAGAUUGUGGAGAACCUGCUUCCUGGACAAUAUAAAAAGAGUUAUGAAAAAAUCCACCUGGACUUCCUGAAGAGUGACCACCCCGCCGUGGCACGCAUGCGCGUGGACUCGGACAAUGCGUACAUCGGCGUCACCUACAAAAACGAGGAGGACAAGCUGAAGGACUGGGAGGGUGGCCUCGACGAGCAGAGACUGAGCGCCGACAGCGGCUACAUCAUCCCUCUGCCCGACAUUGACCCCGUCCCGGAGGACGACGACCUGGGCAAGAGGAACAGACACAGCUCGCAGACCUCCGAAGAGAGUGCCAUUGAGACAGGUUCCAGCAGUUCCACCUUCAUCAAGAGAGAGGACGAGACCAUCGAGGACAUUGACAUGAUGGACGACAUCGGCAUAGACUCCUCGGACCUGGUGGAGGACAGCUUCCUGUGACUGGUGGAGUCGGGGUCCCUGCCACUGCUGGGGCCGCCUCCGGAUCCCUUUCCGAAAACCACUUUAUUGCGAUGCAGAGGCUGAGAGGAGGACUUGGUUGAUGUGUAAAGAGAAGUUCCCAGCCCAGGGCCUCCGGGGGGAGCCGCCUAACUAGGAACGGACGGGCUCUUUCUAAGAUGAACUUUCUCCGCGUUGCUUCUUGCAAUGCUUCAGUAGCAUCUCAGCGGUGUGUGAAGGUUGGAGGUCGAUGGACAAGGGAAUAAUAGGCCACGGAAGACGAACUUUGUGUUUCAAGGGCAUUGGUGAAAUCCCGAUGGACACAAUUUGUACUGCAGCAAAACUCCAGCAUUGUAAUUAUGUAAAUAACUCUAACCGAGGAUGUGCUUAGAUUCGUAUUUUCUCUAAACUUCUGAAGAGACCACUCAUUCCAUCCAUGUACUUCCCUCCUGAAUCCUGGUUUCAGCUGCUGUUGAACUUUCUUAUGAAGUGCAUGAAAAACCACUUUUGAACCUUAAAAGGUACUGGUACUAUUAGCAUUUUACUUUUUUUUUAGUGUUAAAGAGUUAAAGGAUAAUAACUAACCAACCUGUUUAAUAGAUUUGGGUCAUUUAGAAGCCCAAGAACUCAUUUUCCUAUUGUAAUCUACGUUUAUAAUACUACUACUGUUAUCAAUUAUGCUAAAUGUAUAAUAUGUAACAUGAUUUCCCUACAGAGAAAGCACAAUUAAAAAAAAACAACCCCUUACUAAGUAGGUGACAAGUUUGACAUUUAUAAUAACAUGUUUCUCUAUAAAAUAUGGUAGUAGCUUUAGUGGAUUUAAUUUAGUUGAACGUAGAGAACAAAGUAAAAGUAGUGUUGUCCAGGAAGUCAUAAUUUUUAAUUGUGUACUGAAUAGGUUCCCCAACUCAUUGUAUUAAAAACAAUUAACUGCCCUCUGAAAUAAGGUGAUUAGAAAUAACAAACAAAACCCCCAAGUCCUAAAUGUUCUCGAUAUAAAUACAUAAACCUAUGAUGAACAUGACUUCUCCUGUUCUUACCCAGUGGAAAAUAUAAUUGUCAGCAAAAAGACUGGAUUUGCAGAGGUUUGUUGCAUGCCUGGUGAUAACUUUGGUGGCUGCCAACAUAUACAAAUAUAUAUAUAUAUGUUUUAAAUCUGUGAACCUUAAAAGGGUCAUAAGGAUGCCUGGACAUGAGCCCCCUUCUUUUAUCUCUUACCCCAAAGAGAACAGUUUGAAACCCUGAGACCAUUAAGGCAUUGUUUAGUGGAGGCUGUAACCAUCCUUAGCCCGCAUCCUUUGUUCUCAAAUAUAACUGGCAUCAGAUUCUGGGGCCCCGUCCCUGAGAUUCUGAAGUAUUAAGUCUUGGGGAAGCAGGAACCUGUAUUUUUAUGAACUCCUUGGCUGUCCGGAUCAGCCAGUUUUCAGAAACACUGUCUUAGGUUACAGGAAGUUGCCAUGGGAAACAAAUAAUUUGGAAUUUGGAACUGGGCUAGAAGUCAACCACAUAGGAAGCCUACUAUUUAAAUCCUUGGCUUCAGGUCAGUGACAUUUAAUGCCAUAGAGCUAGCAAUUGCCACCCAUUAAUUUAACUUUCCAGUCUUAGCUGAGGCUGAGAAAGCUAAAGUUUGGUUUUGGCAGGUCUUCCAAAUGUAAAGACUCUGCUUCUCACUGCAGGGGGGUACUGACCCGACACCCCUAACCCCCAUCCCUGCCAAGGAAAGGCAUCUACAAAAAUGAUGCAAUUCAGCAUGCCAAGUCUCUGUAUAACCAGGUCAGUAUUUUGGAGAAAAAAAUUAAAAAGUUUCACUGAUACUCUGGGAUCACAUGGGAGGAUGAAUCGUCACCUCCAUGGAGACUGUCAAGCUGGCUGGCGUGGGUUCCCUGGCGUUCUUUGCAGUACUGCUUAAUCGCUGACAGCAUAUGAAAGAAACAUGGGCUGUGAUUACUGCAAUCACUGUGCCUGCUACCGGCAGGUAAUGCUUUGGAAGGGGUAGAAGCAAUAACAAAAUACUUGACUACCUGCUGGUGUAAUCGCAAAUGCAAGCCCCAGCUUUCUUUUUCACCUUUUUCAUAGUAGCGUGAAGACUGAGCCAGAUUGGCCAAUUAAGAACGAAAGCCUAACUAGGUUUUGUAGAGCCAAUUAGACUUGAAAUACAUUUGUAUUUCUAGAGUCACAGCUGAAGCAUUCUGUUUGUCACUCACCGUCCCUUGUACAGCCUUAUUUUGUUGGUGCUUUGCAUUUUGACGUGACUUUGAGCCUUGCAUGACAUCACGAGGCUGGAGGAAACUUCUCAGACCACCAGUCUCCAGUCCUAAUGGAUGCUCCCACCUGAAUUUGAACGUGACUGCAUUUUUUUAAAAAAGUGUUUUCAGCAUAUCCCAGAUUUGUUUUCCUUUUUGGCCUUCUGCAAAGUCCCCAGAAGAAAAUUUGCCAAUCCUUCCCGCUUUCCAUUUUUAUGAUGACAAUCAUCAAAGCUGGCCUGAGAAACACAAUUUGUGACUUUUUAAACGAUCAAUGAUGUCCUUAAAAUGUGGUCUGCCAAUCUGUACAAAAUGGUCCUAUUUUUGUGAAGAGGGACGUAAGAUUAAAUGAUGUUAUACAUCAAUGUGUAUAUAUGUAUUUCUAUAUAGACUUGGAGAAUACUGCCAAAACAUUUAUGACAAGCUGUAUCACUGCCUUUGUUUAUAUUUUUUUAACUGUGAUAUUCCCCACUGGCACAUUAACUGUUGCACUUUUGAAUGUCCAAAAUUUAUAUUUUAGAAAUAAUAAAGAGAAAAAUACCUAACGUGUUCCCAAGACAAUGGUGUGGUGAAUGUGUGAGAAGGACUAACGCAGUAGGGAGAGUCUGCCCAUGCAAGAUGUAUUACCAACGCCCCUGUUCGUGUUUUUGUUUUAAAACGUGCAAAUGAAGAUCUUUAUAUUUCAAUAAAUGAUAUAUAUAAAGUU
Lemur catta (Ring-tailed lemur) is the source of this 6368-nucleotide messenger RNA. It is a transcript of the gene PDGFRA, whose product is annotated as platelet derived growth factor receptor alpha. Gene Ontology annotation, cellular component: signaling receptor complex. The transcript has 23 exons. Gene Ontology annotation, biological process: protein phosphorylation; platelet-derived growth factor receptor signaling pathway; positive regulation of kinase activity. Lineage: Eukaryota; Metazoa; Chordata; Mammalia; Primates; Lemuridae. Gene Ontology annotation, molecular function: ATP binding; platelet-derived growth factor alpha-receptor activity; platelet-derived growth factor binding. The coding region runs from base 153 to 3422 and encodes 1089 amino acids. The record is from RefSeq and is a predicted model, not a curated record.